GUGUUAUGUUCUGUUAAAAUCAAAAGACGAUUCUUUCAGUCUCUUUCUCUCUAUCAACUUUCUAGAGAGAGAAAAUCGCAGCCAUGUCCUUCACCGUCAACGAAGACCACUUCGCCGCUGGCGACGACGACAGCUACUCCGGAUACGGCGGAUUCUCCAGCUACUCCGCCGAAGAUGUCCCCGUAGAUCACACAACAGCAGCGCCGGAAUCUCCGGAUGUAUUCGGAUUCAGCGAUCAGGAUCCGAGUUACGCUCAGUCUCCCUUCGAACCAGUGCAUGCGAUGGAAAACGGAAACGGUUACGGCGGUCACGAUGACGACGUUUUUGUCUCCGAUGGUCCAGUGCUUCCUCCUCCUGCUGAGAUGGAGCCGGAGGAAGGUAACGUUCUUCGGGAAUGGCGCCGUCAAAAUGCUAUUCAACUAGACGAGAAGGAGAAAAGGGAAAAAGAAAUGAGAUUAAAGAUUAUUGAGGAAGCUGAGGAUUAUAAAGUGGGUUUCUAUGAGAAAAGGAAGCUCAAUGUUGAGACAAACAAGGUUCAAAACAGAGAAAGGGAGAAGUUAUACUUGGCCAAUCAAGAGAAUUUUCACAAAGAGGCUGACAAAAAUUACUGGAAAGCAAUUGGGGAGAUAAUUCCCCGUGAGGUUGCCAACAUUGAGAAGAAAAGAGGCAAAAAGGAUCAGGAUAAGAAUCCAUCAGUUACUGUCCUCCAAGGCCCAAAGCCAGGCAAACCCACCGAUCUUUCUAGGAUGCGGCAGAUAUUGUUAAAGCUGAAACAUACGCCACCACUUCACAUGGUUCCUCCUCCUCCUGCACCUGCUAAAGACUCCAAAGAAGGUAAGGACGGAAAGGAAACAGCAACUAAACCAAAUGGAUCAGCACCUAAACCUAAUGGAUCAGCACCGGAAGUUUCACCUGAAUCACAACCAAAGGAUGCUGCCAAUAACGGUACUGCAGAUUCACCCCAGAAAGAAGCUCCUACCACUGAGGAGCAGUCUGCUGCAUAAUUCUGUGUAUCAUACUUGCGCUCUCAAUCUUUCUCCUGUUCAUUUUCCCCCUGCAUUCUUAACUUCUUUUUUUUGCAUGCUUUUAGUUUGUAUGGUCUUUUUUUUGCAUUUUAUUUCAAUCAUUAAAGGUUUUGUAUCAAUUAAAUCCAUUAUUGUCUAUUAUGACCUUGGAAAUUCAAAUGUUACAUGAUUUUAUAAUACAUUCUUUAUAAAUAACGAAGUGUGAUUUUAACUUUUUA
Messenger RNA from Medicago truncatula (barrel medic), 1243 nucleotides. RefSeq names its product clathrin light chain 1. The transcript has 3 exons. The record is from RefSeq and is a predicted model, not a curated record. NCBI's taxonomy places the organism in Eukaryota, Viridiplantae, Streptophyta, Magnoliopsida, Fabales, Fabaceae. The coding region runs from base 84 to 1004 and encodes 306 amino acids. Gene Ontology annotation, molecular function: structural molecule activity; clathrin heavy chain binding. Gene Ontology annotation, cellular component: clathrin coat of trans-Golgi network vesicle; clathrin coat of coated pit; plasma membrane. Gene Ontology annotation, biological process: intracellular protein transport; clathrin-dependent endocytosis.